CACGUUUUAUUUGCACUUUCAAACUACUGUACGUCAAUGAAAUGGAUGUAAAGAACUAACAAAUAAAAUGGAUAUAUUCUCUCUUCUGUUACGAAUUCAACAUCAUUGCUACACGUGGUUGCUCCUGAUACUUUUGAUAACUGAAUCAGCCAGUCUGAAAAUGAAAAAGAAAAGCUCAAAGAAAUUCCGCAAGUAUGUGGCAGGGUAUGGCGGCAGAGGCAUAUCUAAUGAACACAUACUCAAACAAAAUAUUCUAAACUUUUAUGACAUCACAACACGUCCAGUGAAGUCAGAUGGGACCCCAGUUCAAGUUUCAGUAGCAAUCUCUCUUUAUCACAUUCUAGACACAGAUGAAAAGCACCAGACAUUUGAGUGCUUAUUGUCUAUAAGGCAGAGAUGGAAUGAUGAGUACCUUAGUUGGAAUGAGUCUGAUUAUGGAGGCCUCAAAUCUAUUCGUUUACCUGCCAACCAAAUAUGGACUCCCGAUCUCGUCAUUAGUAACUAUGCAGAUGAGAACUUCAAUGACAGAAUGGUGACAAAUGUGAUAAUCAACAAUGAUGGGAAUGUCCUCUGGAUGAUUCCUGCCCUCGUGAAGACAUACUGCGCCCUCAAUGUCCAGUACUUUCCUUUUGAUACCCAAAAAUGCCAACUAAGCUUCAUCUCUUGGACUUAUAGUGGGUUUGAACUUAAUAUUAUCUACAAUGAGAGCUUCGCUAAUAGUAUCUACUACAACCCAGAAAACCAGGAAUGGUGGGUGGAGAAUAUCACAUCAGUGCGGCACGUCCAGAAGUAUGCCUGCUGUGAUGAACCAUACCCCGAUGUUACGUUCACAAUUAACAUGCGUCGUAGGAGUCAGUUCUAUGUGUUCAACAUGAUCUAUCCCUGUGUGUUGAUCUACCUGAUCUCAUACUUGGGGUUCUUCUUGCCUGUGGAAUCUGGGGAGAAGGUGAAUCUGGAGAUUACAAUCCUCCUGGCCCUGGUGGUGUUCCUACUCAUGGUGGCAGAAACAAUGCCACCAACACCAGACUCUAUACCAGUCCUCGGCAUGUUCUAUGGAGCAACAAUGUUGAUGGUGUCAGUGGCUCUUGUCAUGGCUGUCAUAGUAACCAACCUCAGUAUGCGUCAUGACACACAUCAGAAAGUACCAACUUUUCUUCGCAAAAUUCUCCUUGUUAUGAGUGGCCCUGGUAAGGGUAAACACAAGAGUCGUAAUCGACAGAAUCGCAGAGACAGAAUUACCAAAGCUCCAUCUAUCAGGCUAGAAAUGAGAGAUAUAAAAUUCAACGGGGAGGUUGAGACGAAACAUUUCAGUCCGGCUCAUUGUGUUGAUGACAUGAACAACUACCAUUUGGAGGAAAGUGAUUCAGAAAAAGAAGAAAUCACAGACUACAACUACAUGGCUUGCCAGAGUGCUUUCUGUUGCUUCCGAAGAACUUUAAGAAGACAUGACUCAGACUGGCAAGUUCUGGCAACAGUUGUUGACAACCUCCUGUUUUGGCUAUAUGUUGUUAUGAGCCUUUCUGUUUUUGUGCCAAUAUUCAUGACAUAUGCCGACAGGUGAUAUGCCACUUUAUAAGGAGAUUGGUGCUCCAUGGCUGCUAAUUUUUGUUGCCUGGUAUUUUUCAAUGCCGUGCUCAUUUUGGCACUUUUAGGAUCAUGUUCUGAUGUAACAAUCAUUGACUGACUAAAGAGAAGCAGUGCUGGAAAUGACUUUUCAUGCUCGAGCAAGAUUUGAAGGAGAUUGUCUAUGAUCAGAUUUUGGGCUUUGGAUGUUUCGCUCAAGUUGCAUAAUGAUGACUAAAUUGUUAAAUGAGAAAUAGAAAUGUCAAGAUGGAUAAAGCCACCUUCUAACGUGACUUAUAGGGAAGGACAUAAGUAUGAUAUAUUACGCAAUGAUCUGUUUUGUGAUCCUAGAAAAUGCCUAGUGGAAAUACCAUGAAUGUUAAAUCUUACAGAAUCAGGACACAGUGACCGCAAAAAACAGUGUAACCAUCAUAUGAGAUACUGAAUGUUCAUUGCUCACCUCUCCAGUACAUCUCUUGCAUAUUUUGAAUAUGUACAUAUUUUCAAAUUGACACCUAUGUAAGUAAAUCCUGGUCCUCUUGCACAGUAAAACCUGUAAAGUUGAAUGCCUCUGAAGUCCCAUUUCUCAUUAAUUUAAUAUACCGGUACAUUGAACCUCUGGAACAUUGUUUAGAGGUACCAAAGGACCGUGUUUCACUUUCACAAGUUUUACAUUAAACCAUACUGACUGUUUAAAUCAGACAGGUUUUACUGUAUAUUCCAUGACACAAUAAUCUAAAAAGCCAAAUCUAAAAAUAUAUUUUUAAAAAUCACUUCUUGUGACAUUAGAUUGACCUUAUCAAAUUCUUUGAAAGGACUUUGACAUUCAACUCCUAUG
Molecule: messenger RNA, 2401 nt
Organism: Owenia fusiformis
Lineage: Eukaryota; Metazoa; Annelida; Polychaeta; Sabellida; Oweniidae
Source: the annotation of a GenBank genome assembly